Pelobates fuscus (common spadefoot toad) is the source of this 1134-nucleotide messenger RNA. RefSeq lists its product as uncharacterized. Bases 1 to 1032 code for a protein of 343 amino acids. The transcript has 4 exons. Lineage: Eukaryota; Metazoa; Chordata; Amphibia; Anura; Pelobatidae. The record is from RefSeq and is a predicted model, not a curated record.
AUGGCCACACUCGUAUUAGGAAAAAAAAAAAAUACUAAGCUAAAGAAGAAAGCACAUUUAAUUAAGAGUGGAAACCGUUUCAUAGAAACAUUUGUUACAUUGCUUCAAAGUGUAAAUGUUUCCAAGGAAAUUCGUUCAGAGUAUCUGCAAAAGGUUCUGCAUUCCAUCUUCUUUUUUGGAUACAUUAAUAAUCCACCCAUCCCACCCGAGGCUUUUAUUCCUUCAGACAAGUUGGAAUACUUCAAGAAUCGGUUUCCACAGCCAUUCGAUGAAUAUUGUACCCACGUUCCCCUCCAGGCACCUUAUUCCAUCCUGCUAGAGUUUAUUGUAGAGAAUUUGCAAUAUACAGACCCGGAGAGCCUCAGAAAUCGGCUUUUGGCUGUAAAUAUAUCAUUACAGAAAUUGAGUGAAAAGCCAGCAAAUCAGGCGGUGGCCAAUGACUUCACAGCCUCAGUUAUUGCUCACAGCGACUACAAGGACGCCAAUGACAAAGUUCUGAAGACAGCGCACGGUUCAUCCAUUUCUUGCAAAGGGCUCGCUCAGCGGAGGAUCAUGAUACAUAUAUCUGUUCUGCACGUGUGGGCCAAGGCUAUCUCGUAUGCUGUGUGCCAGGAGGGGGACAGCCCUUCAAUUGUGUUCCCAAAUCAGGUGCACUGUAAAGCCUAUAGGUUUGAUCAGAAAAACAAGGUUUUCAAAGAGCUUCCUCCCUGCUCAAACUGUAACAAGACUUUCCCAAAUGUUAAAUUUAACCCCGUGGGUCUGACAAUUGACAAGGAUGAGACGUGGCCUUAUGGAAACUGUGCAGAGUACGAAUCGAUCAGCAAGCUCAUAUCGGGAUGCCAGGAUUUAAGAAACAGCAUUUCUACUGAAAUUGACAAAGAUGGCAGCAAAAUGGAUAUCACACAGAUUGAGGACACGUUCAGAAGGAGGUCUGAGGAGAUACAGUCAGCUAAACUCAAAGAACUCCUGGACUCACGGAAUAUCAGAAUCCAAGAAAGACCACUUUUGUUCCAGAUAGACAUGGGAGACUAAAGCAAAUCACUUUCACCUCAAACACACAUUUAUUUUGCCUCCUCUCACAGACAUUUUUAUACUGAGAGAGUCUGCCCUAUUCUCUAGUGUUUAGGACAAAGA